UCCCGGCGGUGGUACCCUCGUUCGCGUUACCCGUUAGCAUUUGUCCCGCGCGCAUUUCUCUCGUCAAAGUAUUCAAGUGCGAAAAAGAGAGAAGACUAAAAAAAAAGAGAAACCAGUAAAAGAACCGGCUCGUGAAGAAAAAGAAAAAUUCAAUAUCGGGUGUAUUUUGUAUAUAUGCGUUGAUUGAUUAAGAAGAUCUUCGUACAAGAGAAAAGAGAUCUCAAUGUAGUGCAGUCGCGAGAGGUCUACAUGUCCGAAGUUUGCGAGUUGUCGGGAUAAAGGAACAAUAUCAAAAAUCGAACGGGGAGUGGAAUUGCGUGCCGUUUGACGCUUCGUGAGAAGAAUGUCAAGUCCGAGCAACGUUACUGGAGCUUCGGUCGGAAUUCGCGAUGGCACCAGAGUCAUACUUCGCGAAAUAACGGCUAAUUUGCAAAAUUCGCCACCAGGAACUUCACCUAAACGCAGAGGCAGCAAUGAAGGAUCAACGAGCAAAAUCGAACCUCAACAACAGCAGCCACAGCACGAUGUAAAAGUUCGAUUUAUAAGGGAAUUCGCGGACGCGCCAAGUACGACAAUACGCGAAGGAAUACCGGAAUGCAGCAGUUUAUCGUCGGCGAGUAGCUUUCAGAGUCUCGCAAGUACAUUAAGUUCAAAAUGCAGCAGUGGAAUAUGCGUGGACAGUAGCCCGAAUAAAAGUGCGAACAAUUCGUAUCUGAGUCCGGAAAUAAAGGGUCUUGAUGAUCUUAUAGCAGCGUGUGAGAAUAUCCAUUUGAACGAUUCUACGAAGGAACAAUCUUUCGAAUUACGAGCCGAUUCGGAGGACAACAGUCCCGAUGCAACAUUUACAUCGGCAGCUGAUAACACCAGUCUUGAUCGUUCGAGAGGAAAUUCGCCGAUUAAUUUGAAGAAUGACGUUGAUCCGAGUCUUAAUGUAACCGCAGAUAUAAACAGACCAAUUUCACCGAUUAAUCAGGCGGACUCGACCGAUCCUAAUCUCAAUACUACUACAGAGAUAACGGAACCGAAAUCAUCAAUUGAUAACGAAGCUCAUUGCAAUCCCGAUAUUCCAAGAGACAUUGAAAAAGAUCCCUCCGAGCCUGAUUUUAAUUUCAACGUUGCCACCGAAAUCCAUAACGAACGACAUUCACCUGUAAUUCGUCAGAAGGAAGAAAAUACUGAUCUGAAUGUUACCACUGAAAUUCAGAGAGAGAAUCACCAACAAAUUGAACAGGAAUUUGGCUCUGAUCUUGCACGAGAGAUCGAGAAAACAUCUGCGCUUUCUUCGAGUCAAGGAAAUUCUAUAUUGAACGUUACUACCGAUGCAAUUAACGAUAAUUUUGUUAACGAUUGUCCGGAUGGACGCGAUCUCGAUUCAACGAGAGUAAUUUCCAGCAAUAAUUCACCGAUCAAAUGUUCUGUCGAUUUUAAUCUCAAUCUCGAUUCGACAAGGAUAAUUUCCAACGACGAUUCAUCGAACAAAUGUCCCAAUAAUUUUACUCCUGAUCUUGAUACAACGAGAGAAGUAACCAGAGAAUUUUCUGAGCUUAAUCGCGAAGCUCGCGGUAUAGACAAACCCCAAAUUUUUUAUGAAAAUGCAAUAAGCUCUUCGACUCAAUUGCACUCUCACACACCUGAAUUCGUCGAUGCACUGUGUACGUCAUCCGAGCUUGAAAAAUCGGACGGAACGUUCGUUCAGUGCGUCAGUGAUAUUGCACAAUUAUCGGAGCCUAAAGAAACCGACGUAGCAUUGAAAGACUUAGAUUUUGCUAUCGAAAGUACUGAAAUUUUGAAAUCUACCGUUGAAGAAAGUAAGGAGGAAUUGAAAGGGUACGAGGAUUAUCCCCUCGAAUUGAUAACACCGUCGCUUUCACAAUUCCACGAAAAUUUAUGCGCUCCCAACUUCGAGUCGAUCAACGAAUCCGACAUAUCGGCGGAAAAAAAUUUCUCGAAAUUCAGCGCUCAAGAUUUGAAAAUAACGAAACAAACGGAUAAUUUCGUCGACGAAUCGAAAGAGCUGAUAAAGGAAAAUACGGAAAGUUGGACAAUUCCUACCUUACCAACUUUGUCAAGUAUUCACUCGCCAAUUGAUUUGAACGAGAGCACAAAUUUACGUAUACAAGAAGCUUCAAUCCAGGAGAUCGAUCAUUCGAACGAAAAUAAUUCACAACGUUCACUAGAACUAAAAGAGAGCGAAAAUAGUGAAGAAAAUCGUACAGAAGGGUGUUCAAUUUCAGAAAAAUUCGCUGCACCACUGACCAUUGAAAAUUGUUUGGCAAAACCAUUGACGAAUUUUAUCAGUGCCUAUAAUCUAGUGGACGGUGGCGUAGGCGUUUGCGACCCUGAUACGGAAGAAUAUGAACUGACAACACCAGCGGUGCCCGUACCGUUGAAACUUUCGAAAAUUAUAAAUUGUACGGUUCCUAAAAUCACGUGUCACAGCGUCAAAGAUUUGAUUCAACAGAAAUUGAGAAAAGAGAAAAUACAAGGCGAAGAGUUUAACUUAUCGAGAAAAAUCAAUAGGGAUUCGAAUAAUCCAGAACUAUUAACGGACAACGAGAUCGAUCAUUUGGAAUCUGGAACCGUUAGUGCGGAAAUAGAAACAGAAAGUUUUCCAGAAAUUACGAAAAAACAAAAUGGAUCAAAUGAUGAACUCGAUACGACUGUAACAGCUGAUGAUUUGGACAUCGAUGAUUUUCCUGAGAGCGAUCAAUUCGCCGAAUUCGUUCCUCAACGACAAAGCACCGGAUUCGAGCAACUAAAUAAAUUAGAACCACAAAAAUCGACCCUCAUUGCUGGUGCAACCGAAGAACACAAUUUCGUUCGUCCACCCGUCCCCUUGAACGAAAACUACGAAGAAUUCAGACCACAAAAACAAAGUACAAGUUUGAAUAAUUUCACGUCUCCUGUGUCCUCAAAACCCGAGAGACAGAGAACACACUACCUAACAGCUUUAUCCGAACCCGAAGAAUCAUCGAUAAACGAGAAAAUAAAAUCUACUCCGAACAAACAAGUCAAUAGCUUUGAUCAUCGCUGCAAUUUCGAACAAUUGGAAGUAGCUGCCAACUCGGUUGCCAAUGAUAUUUUCAACUCAUCCCUUGACCUCCCCGAAGAAAACGAACACUACGUGAGCGCGCAAUCCGAAGUUUUUCAAGAUCCGUCAAAUUUUGAGUUCUUCCUAUCGAAAACCCCGAAGAGAAAUACGAAUCGAAAUUUGCGAGAUUUGUCAUUGUACGUGAAGUUUGAUCCAUUGGUAUCGAACACAAGUAUGUUGCCACAAGGAAAUAUUCAGAGCGCCAGUCCACCGACGAGUGAGGCGAGAAACGGAGAAAAUAAUACCGCGGUACCGAAUGUCGGUACGCCAAAGCGAAAUCCAGCAAUAGCAGCAAUUGACCGAUUGUUAUUCUACAGCCCAAUGUCAGGCAACGCGACACCGACCAACACAAGUACGACAACUCAGAAGACAAAUGAUGGGCAGGAAAAAUUGAAAUCUGCGGAUGAAGCCACCGAGGAUACGAUAAACAUGGCGAAAGAGUUGGAAUUGGUUCGAACGACGGUGUUGCAACUUGAGGAGCAAUUGGAAAAAUUGAAAAUCGAUCAUGAAGAAGCGUUAGAUAAGCAAGCCAGUUAUAAAGAAAAAAUCAAUCAAUUGCAAACUCAACUUGCCCAGGAAGUUAAACACAAGAAUGAAAUAACGGUCGUUGUCGAUGAGUAUGAAAUAUCGAUAAGUCGUUUGGUCGCUGAACGGGAACGAGAUCGAAAAAAUCUUGACCUCGAAAAAGCUAAAUUGCAGGAAGAACUCGCGGCAGCGAAACAUCAUCUCGACAAUACCGAAGCCGCAUUCAAUGAUGUACAUUUGAAAUAUGAGAGACUCAAAGCCGUUGUCGCAACAUACAAAAACAACGAGGCGGAGCUCAAAAAAAGCAUACAAGAGAACGUUGAAAUAAUCAAAUCUUUGGAAAAUCGUUACGAACAGGUCAAGAGUCAUGCGACGGCGAGGCUCGAGAAGGCUAACUUGGAUCUCGAAGAAAUCCGUAAGCAGAACGACUCCGAAACUGUCAGACUCCGAGCAAUGUUGAGAAAAGCCGAAUUGAAGAGUAAUUCAUUGGCAGAGUUGGUCGAGCAAAAAACAAAGGAGAACAAUCAGUUAACGCAAAUAUUGGAUGAGCUGAUUGCAAGGGUUGGAGUCAACAAGUCGGAAUGAUUUAGUUUCUUUUUGAACGAUCAAUUCCCAAAAACUAACCCACUGAAAAGGAAUCCUUUCGAUACCUCAUCGUUUUUUGAAUAGCAAUCUUAAUAUCGUCGUGAUCUCUAUUAUCGUACUGAAACGGUGUGGAUUCAUUGUAAACAACGUAACGAGAGAUUUUUUCAAUUCUGCGUACAUGAGGAAAAAAUAGUAUAUAGAUAUAUAUAUAUAUAUAUAUUUGGCACGGUAAAUAACGCAACCAUUCAUUUGUACAAACUGAUUGAUAUUUAAUAAUAGUAAAAACGGGAAAAUAGAGAAGAAAAAAGAAUAGUAUUGUCGAGAUCGGCUGAAAGAGCUCGUAGAACGAAAAAAAAACCGGUGCUUUACGAUUUAAGAAGGAUCCUCGAACGCUAUCGGAUCACGAUGAUACUAUUUUAACGAUUUUCACUAGAUUUCUAUUCGACUGUGCUUGAUUCGCAUGUAUUUCACUUCGCGUUUUUUCGAUUUUUUCAAAGUAUUAAUUUUACUCCACGCUAUUUAUAUGUGACCGAUGAUGUGCGAUGAUACACGGCCGGUGAUGUAUGCAGAUUUGAAUUUUUCUCUGUUAAUUUCUCACACUUUAGCAAGCGUAUAUAUGUAUGUAAAUGAUGCAUCUCUCUCCAAAGAUGCGAAAUCAAAACACACAGAAAAGAAAAAACAGGAAGGAAGAAAAGAAGAAACAACAAAUACUACUAAUAGAUGAGUUACGGUUUUUUUUUUAUUUAAGUGAAACGCCUUUUUAUUAAUUAUUUAUAGGUUGUAAAAUAUACUAUUUUAUUGCUAAUAAAAAAAUAUGCUUAAAUAA
Molecule: messenger RNA, 5027 nt
Organism: Venturia canescens
Lineage: Eukaryota; Metazoa; Arthropoda; Insecta; Hymenoptera; Ichneumonidae
Gene: tacc
Product: transforming acidic coiled-coil protein
Exons: 7
Coding region: 344-4201 (1285 amino acids)
Biological process (GO): mitotic spindle organization; cell population proliferation
Cellular component (GO): cytoplasm
Source: RefSeq, a predicted model, not a curated record